Molecule: messenger RNA, 291 nt
Organism: Protopolystoma xenopodis
Lineage: Eukaryota; Metazoa; Platyhelminthes; Monogenea; Polystomatidea; Polystomatidae
Source: the annotation of a GenBank genome assembly
AUGGUCGACCGCAAGUCGCAUCGGCUUUCUCGUCACUUGCCAGACGCGACAGACAAUCUCCACCGGCCUAUGCGCAAGAAGACGCUCGUCUCCGAGUGCCCCGGCAACAGCAUCACCAACCGGUGUCGGCCAGUCUGGCCGAGUCGAGUGACUGGACGCCCGUCAAUACAUAGACUGGGGGAAUCGGAAGGGAUCGAUCACCUCAACACACCGUCCCAAAGGGUCGGUUACCUUUUCGUGUCGUUUCUGGUCGCUUUCGACUGCAAGACCGGGACAAUUCGGGUUGUCUGA